UAGACGCCGCUGCUAUCGAAAUGUGAGCGUGCAGUGCCAUCCUCCCUAACCUAUCAGUGUGGGAAGUAAGCGUGCCACCUAUGAAGUCAGCAGUCCCCAACCCCCACCCGGAACACAUGUUCAACAUCCUCUGGGCACAGGCUGAGCACAGCACUGAGACACAGCUGAGAAUUAAAGAGAGAGAGAGAGAGAGAGAGAGAGAAAGCGGGAGAGCGAGCAGUGAAGUGGAAAUAUGUGUGAGCAUCAGAGAGACAGAAAUAGAGCGAUAAAGCAGUGAAUUAGGCAGAGGCAGAGAGAGGAGGAGGAGAAACAGAGGCUUUCACUGAGGUGCUGAUGCUUCGUGCAGACAAGGUUAUUUUCUCGUAGCGGAAAGCUCUCUUGUCGUGUGUGGAUUUGAGAACCUCAUGGAUUGGCUCCCCGUCUGAGUCUCAGUGGAAUUCAUUGCAUCUGCAUCUGGAUCCAAAACAACUGCAGACAGAGGAUGCGACCGUGGCUGGAUGCUAGGAUCCAUGUGGGCCUGUGACGACUGCACUCCCCUCUGUGGCUACCUUCUUCCCCAUGAGGAUGGCUCCUGCGCCGCCGACCCAGAUCGUGGAGUCCUGGCUCUUCACUGUGCAUUGCUCCUCCGGUGGUCUGUGAAUGUGAUGCGCACGAGGAAUGCUCCACACCUCGGCAGAGACCGCUCAGCCCGCUGCCUCUGCUGACAUCUGUCUCCGUGGAUACACACAGCCACUGGCCAGGCUACGCCACCAAGACCGAUCCAUAACAACAAUCCCCAGCUGGAGAACAAACAACAUCCGGGCGAAAGGGAGAGGGCCGAGUCUCAGCAGGGCGGGCGGCAGAUGGUGACACUGCAGCAGCACUUCUCCAGCAUGGAGGAGACGGUGCGAACGCUACUAAAGAACCAGGACUCUCUGGAAGGGCCCAAGGUGGACCCACUGGACCUCAUGAAAGCAUACAAGGACAAACUCCUGGAGGAAAUGUGGAAGCAGCAGGGCAGUCUGGAGGGUCCCACAGCCCCAGCAGCAGAGAUGCCUGCCUGGCCCGAAGCCGGCGCAGGCUCAGAUGAAAACUCAAAGGAUAGCAAUCCCCUGCUGGAGCGACUCCGAGCCCUGGAGGCGGAGAACUCUGCUCUGUCCAUGGAAAACGACAAUCAGAGGAAGCAGUAUGAACGCUGUCUGGAUGAAGUGGCUAACCAGGUGGUCCAGGCCCUCCUCACACAGAAGGACUUGAAAGAGGAGUGUGUGAAGCUGCGGACCCGUGUGUUUGACCUGGAGCAGCAAAACCGCAUUCUGAGUGUGCUGUUUCAACAACGUGUCAAAAUGUCCACGAUUCCUGUCUCCCAGGAGGUCCAAAGGAACGGAAAAGCAGGUAUUCCUGCAGGAAGGUGGCCCAGCCUGCUGAGUCUAACAUGCCCACGCAGUAGUGGUAGCGGCAGUGGCAGUGAACUGUCACUAUCCAGUGCUUGUAGUGAGUACUCCAGUGGCUCCCACACUUGGGCAGAAGGACGUGGAUUCUCCAAGCAGUGUGCCGCAAGCCGGGACAAAAGGAUGAGUACGGGUUCAGUAUCCAGCAAUCACUCUGCACCCAUCGAGCAGACAGACCUGGGAUGGAAGGAAGGCCACAUUCUGAAAGGACUUAAGCGUCUCCAAAUGUGCAGCUCCAAAGAGGCGUCCUCACAUGCAUCUGUUCCACACUGCAAAGACUGUGAAACCUCCAACGAGGGCAUAUAUUCGUUUGGUGUGAAGUGUGGCCAACAAGGAAGUACAGGCAAGCAAGUAGCCCCUACAAAUAAACCUUUCAAGGCCGGAGGAGGGACUGCUGCCCUAGACUCUGAUGAUGCAGAUGAUGAUUCAACUAAAUUACAAAGUAGGGAAUCCAGUGACCAACCAACAAAAGAGCUUGUUUGCUUGGAGGAACUAGUUGUUACAAGAGAUGAUGAGAACAAUUUUCAAGAAGGCCCUGUUAAACUUGCAGAUAAUUCUGGUAUUUUUCCCUCACCUGUCACAGACAACUUCUUAUUUUUGGAGGGCCCCACAGUAAAACCUGGUUUAAGUCCAACUGAUAGCCUUACGCAUCCGGAGGAAAAAAACAAAGACUUACUAGAAAAACACAAGCCUUCAGGCAUGAAGUUAAGUGACAGAAACAAUAACCAGGAAAGGUCUACUGACCGUAAGUCCAGACUGGAUCAUGUCAAAAGACAACAGGGCAGACUUGCAGUCAAGCAAGUCGAAGCAGGUGAUGGGAGCUCUCCUAUUCAGCAUUCUGCAAAAAGAGCUGUGAGCUUUGAGAGUGUAGCCAGACAGCGCAGCUCCUCAAUGGAGGUUCCUCACUGCAGAGACCAGGCGACUCAAGCUGGCAGCCAGGACUACACCAUCUCAGAAUCUCCACAGAGGAAACCAAAACCUCAGCUGUGUGACUCAGCAAGAAAGGCUUUCAUUCUGCGGAGCAAGAGUGCGGAUGGAGGGAAAGAACAAACGAAGCAUACGCAUUCUCCUCUCCACCAAAAGCUUAUUAAGGGUCACAGGUCCAAAGGACAGUCAAACCCUCCUGGGCACAAUGUUCCUAGCGAAAGGACAACUCUCAGUAAAACACAUUGUUCAAGCAAGGGACCAUUAUCUAAAGUUGAGAAAGAUGAGGACAUUGCGGUAUCAACAAGUUCCAAGUCUCUCAAGAAUGUGCGCUCUCCCCUUGCUUCCCCUGUGAAACAUUCAAAGACAUUUAAGAGCCCAACAAAAUCACCUUUGCAAAGCUCUAGACUUCAAUCAAGCAAUGAGUCUGUGGAAGAGAGCAUCUAUGACAACUUACCCUGCUCACCGCGAAAACAACGGCGCCGAGACAAGCACUGUGAUGUUUCCCGUUCAGAACUUAGGUCCCCUUCACCACCACCACCCCCAGGUCGAACUACUUCUCUUGUCCUUAGGCCCAGUUGUGACAGCUUACCCAAAACAUAUACAUCUACAGGUCAGGCUCAAAGCUUGACUACUGGGAAGACAACAUCGAGCACCACCAAGCACCAAUCAAAUCUUGCUUCUAUUUCACAGCCGCAACAAUCCAAUACGGCAAUGGGCAAUGCCCCACAAAUGGGUGCUGAUGGUAAGACACUGAAAGAUAUCCCUGCUAAUCUCUACCAUACCAACUCAUCCCAGAUGCCACCUGUCCCAGUUCAAGAGUCUUUAGAGUCAGUCCAGCUAUCUAUGGACAGAACUGCCACAUGCCAUGAUGAACAUGGUGCUCCCUCUAUAUUUCCAAGUCAGAGCAUCUUACAGAGAUCCCAACAGAGCAUUAGUGAGCCAAAACUUUCAGAAGUCCUGCCUCAGGCAUAUUCUAAUGUUUACUACCAUGGGAUUGCGAAUAAUCCUCAGAGUUCCACCUCAAGAGCUGCAAAAAUGGCUCUUCCUGCAAAUGCUAAAUCUCACGAGGCAAUCUCUGGACAGGAAACCAGUACCUUCCUAGUUUUCGGGAGACAUAACAAAGAUGAUACAAACUCUUCUGCAAAAAGUAUCCACACCUUUCAGACUUUUACGUGUGAUCCCCAGAUGAUACCUGAAUGUGGAGCCCAUGACAAAGUCCGCAGAAAGAUUGACACCCGCUGUAACUCACUGGAUUCUGAGCCCUCAGUUCAGCCUGUUGCUUCUGACAGCGGUGUCAUGUUAGAUUGGGGAUUUGAUGAGGAAGGUUGGCUGUUUAAACGGUCUGUGUCUGUGUCAACCAGACCUCCCCUUAAGCCUGUAAUGGGCAUGAAUGGGGCUAAGGCUCGUAGUCAGAGCUUUGGUGCACGCUACAUGGACAGGCCAAGCUUCAACAGAUCUGGAAAGGUCCGUACCCAGAUCAAAACGCACUCAGGGAGCUCCUUGAACUCUCUUAGUGAUGUCCUUCCAGGAAGUAUGAGUUGCUCUAGUAGCUACCAUUGUCCAAUGAACCGAUCCCUUUUGAACAACUUCUUGAUUGAAGAGGGCCUGACAGUUCCUUCACAUUUGGGGUCCUCCAGUGAAAGACUUCAGAGUCUUAAACUCCAACGAGAGCAGGCUAGGCGCCUUCAGAUUGAGCAACAGUUUUCAAGCGCCUUUGGCGAGCCAGUUUCUGAAGAACCAGAGAGACAAAGUACUAUAACCACAAUCGAAGAGAAAGUGAUGCUCGGCAUAGAGGAGAACUUGCACAAGUCUCAGGAACAGGAGAGAACCAGCGAAGUGAAGCAAAAAUCUGGCUCAACUUUGGCAAAUUGGUUUGGUUUUCGUAAGAGUAAGCUUCCUGCUCCAAGCAGCAAAAAGGCUGAUCCACCGAAAGUAAAAGAGGACAAGAGGGAGCAAAAGAUUACAUCACUUCUGGGAGGAAAGCAGACAAAGUCUGACAAAAAGAGAGACAGAAGAAAAAGCGAUGGAAAAGACUGCUCUGUUGGGAGAAGAGAGUCUCAUGAUGCAGUGCGGGCAUGCAUCUCAAUGCCUUGCCCAGGAAUGUCCCUGAAUGAGAUCCAAGGACAUUCAGACAUCAUCGGGGACCCAAAGAUGCAGAUGAUGAACCUGAGAGCCGAUGGUGAAAAUGGAUCCACAGCGAAGAACCCCAACCAGGAUGCUGUAAUAGGCUCCGGCUGCAAGAUGCGAACGUUGGACAGUGGAAUUGGAACCAUCCCCCUUCCUGAAUCCUGUUCCUUCUUCUCCUCCAUCCUGCACCUCCUCCCCAAAUCCUCAUCCACCCCCGAGCAGUCCCUCAGUCCUCCCAGUUUCCCCGGUUCGUCCAGCGAGGACGUGUCUCCUUCCCCGUUACCCCGGUGGAGGAUACCCUCCGGCUUUAAGGACUGCAGCCAUGCACGGGUGCCAAACUCCCUCUCCGACUCCUCCAUGACCCAUAUCCAGUCAGUGCCUUUUCCCACUGUGGCCUUCCUCCAGCCCAUCCAACCCCAGUGUGAACCCAUUGUAACCUCUGCCAGUGUGUGUGAUACCAAGAGCAGGCUGCCCAGACCUCCGCCAGGUGGGAUGGAACCAAAGAAGUUGACCUACAUCAAAUCGAAAACACGAUCCACUCCGAGCCAACAGAAAGAACAGACGAGACUUCAGCUUGCCAACUAGUUUAUGAAGCUGACUGAGUCAACCUCAAGCAAGGAAUCAAGCAAUGAGUUGGAUUUGUCGCUCUAACACACAUGGAGGAUCCCUAAAUCCCACAGUUUGGACACUGUGUCUCUGUAUCAGGAUGAAACGCUCAGAGCUGUGAGCUUGGCAUUGUGGGCUUCCACCUGUGCUCAGUGUAGUGUUGAGAUACAGAGUAUCCUUUGAGGUGUAGUAAUGAAACUUCUGGCAGCCAUUUUGGAGGUCUGCAGCAUAUUGGCAUCAGCUGUGAGCAGCUGCUUGAGUUUCUAAAUGUACAACUCUGCUGUCUCACAGGAGUAAAACAUUUUCUUUUUCCUCGCAGAAGUAACAAUUUUACAAAGACAUGAAUGUGGCAGAUUUUUUUGAUUUGGUAAUAUCUGGUUAGCUACUGUAGCACUUCCAUGGCUACCUUUAAUCGUCACUAUGUCAGUUGCACACAAGCUCAUGCAUUAAAGUUUUAAGCUAAUGUUGGUGGCCAACAGCUGUAUUUUGAUACGACAUAACCAAGCUUGUUAGCUAGCUAAGCUCAGUUGUAUAAACGAUAUGCUUGGUGUUCACGUGGUUAAGUCGUGAGAUCACCGCUGCAAGGCAACGGCAACAUGGACGCCAAAAGGCUCUAACUAAGGCUAACAAUUUAGCAAGCUAGCCAGCUGGUAACUGGCCACUGGGAAUAUCAUUUUUUUCCUCAGACCUUUUAUAAAAUUACGAAAAAAAAACUAUACAACUAAAAUGAAAUAUAUGAACUUACCAUUCACCGAAAAAUAAACUUCCAUGACCUCUGGUAUUUCUGAAAACAUCAGUAAACAUGUCAUAACUCAUGAACUUGAAGGUUUCAGAAAAUUUCCACCUGCUGUACAAGGUUGUGAAUCCCACAGACUCUUCGGUUGGUAAACCCGACCACAUUUAAAGGCAGCAAAAGCCCCAACAUCGCCUUAGGAACGUGUUAGCAAACAACGCCCUAGUUUCAUAUCCAGCAGACACAGAGCAACAUUAGCAUCCCAUUUGAUUGUCUCUGGCAACUUUAGAAAUCUAAUAUUUAAAGUACAAUAGGGUGACCAGAUUUCCCGGGACUAAAACCGGGACACUUUGCGCGU
Sander lucioperca (pikeperch) is the source of this 6178-nucleotide messenger RNA. RefSeq names its product nck-associated protein 5-like. Bases 843 to 5066 code for a protein of 1407 amino acids. The transcript has 14 exons. NCBI's taxonomy places the organism in Eukaryota, Metazoa, Chordata, Actinopteri, Perciformes, Percidae. Gene Ontology annotation, biological process: microtubule depolymerization; microtubule bundle formation. Gene Ontology annotation, cellular component: microtubule plus-end. The record is from RefSeq and is a predicted model, not a curated record.